AUGCGGUCCAAGACGCUCGAGGGCUACCUGCCCCAGCCCUUGCACGCCUAUGUGGCGGCCGCAUACGAGGCUCUGCCGCAGCAGCUGUGCCGCCUGCCACACAAGGAGAUCGCGGCCCUGCCAAACGCCUUCAAGGACCAGGUCUGCCCCAUUGCAAACAUCUUCAAGCCGGCCUUUGGUGGCAUAGGGCUCGCAACCUGGGGCAUGCUGGGCGCGCAGAUCUCAAUGGGCAUGAACGUCAGCGCCAGGGGGCAGUUUGGCGGCAGCGGCAAUGCCGCGCCAGCAUACCCCGACGCGCCCGCGCCUGGCGACGAGCUCCUGAGCCCCGCCGCCGGGCUGCCGCCAGCGGCCGUCGACAACGCCAGCAACGAUCAUCACCUGGAGUACAAGGUCAACGCCACCUGGCUGACGGAACAGCAGGCAGCGUACCAGGCGGCCGCCGACGCGGAUGCCGCAGUCGGCAAGCGCGUCUUUUCUUGGCUGGCACGCACGUGCCACACACUCUACUCCCCUGAGACCGCCUGCAACGCCAGCACGGCGGCGGUCCUGAACUCCUCAAUGGACCUGUGGGAGGCGUAUUCCGCGCUGAAGCCGCGAGCCUCGCCCUCAGAAAUGGACCUGUUUUCACUGCGCGUGGACGCACGUCGCUUCGCAUCCGUGUCGGCGCUUGCAGCGGCGCUCAGGGCUAUGCCCGCUGAGCGCCGCGCGGCACUCGCAACUGCGAUGGCCGGGCCGGCGGCUGGCCUGGCGGCGCGCAUCCGUGCGAUGCCGCCGGCGGCGGCGCUCGCCCUGUUUGGCCCGCUGUCGCCCUGGAUGUGCGUCCCCUCCCUGGAGGCUGUCAGAGAGGAAGUGCACGGAGACCUCUUGGGAGCCCUGCGGAUGCUAGGGAUCGCGGUCGUGCGCUUUAGCCUGCGCCUGGACGAGCCGUCGGCACUGGUGGGCGCCGUGCUGGGGGACUCGGCAGCCCGGCCCGCACUGCAGGCUGCUUGCGCGGCCGUCAAAGACGCGCGUGCUGCUGUGGCCAACGCGACUGAGUCGGAGCGUGCCGCUGUGGGCAAGGCGGCCGGCGCCGUGCGCAAGGUGGUGGAGAAUGUAAGGACUGCAGUUGCGCGGGUGCGUGGCAAGUCGUUGCCGCCGGUGCCUGCGCUGGAUGUCGCCUGGGAAAAGCCACAGAAGGACCCCCUUCCUGCGGUUUCUGGCUAG
Molecule: messenger RNA, 1203 nt
Organism: Monoraphidium neglectum
Lineage: Eukaryota; Viridiplantae; Chlorophyta; Chlorophyceae; Sphaeropleales; Selenastraceae
Exons: 2
Coding region: 1-1203 (400 amino acids)
Source: RefSeq, a predicted model, not a curated record